Messenger RNA from Aplosporella prunicola CBS 121167, 1569 nucleotides. RefSeq lists its product as uncharacterized. NCBI's taxonomy places the organism in Eukaryota, Fungi, Ascomycota, Dothideomycetes, Botryosphaeriales, Aplosporellaceae. The transcript is spliced from 2 exons. Gene Ontology annotation, molecular function: iron ion binding; monooxygenase activity; heme binding. The coding region runs from base 1 to 1569 and encodes 522 amino acids. The record is from RefSeq and is a predicted model, not a curated record.
AUGUCCUUCCAAGUCGUGGCUCUUGCCGUCAUCUCGGCCAUCUACUUCAUCUACCGCCUCCUAAACCGGACGGACAUCCCCAAGAUCAAGGGCCUCCCGGAGAUCCCCGGCGUGCCGCUGUUUGGAAACCUGCUGCAGAUGGGCGAGGCGCACGCCAAAGUCGCGCGCGAAUGGUCGAAGAAAUACGGACCCGUAUUUCAGGUGCGGCUAGGGAACAGGAGGAUAGUCUUCGCCAACUCGUUCAACUCCGUCCGCCAGCUGUGGAUCAGCAACCAGUCAGCGCUGAUCUCGCGGCCGCGGCUGCACACCUUCCACACAGUGGUGUCGAGCUCGCAGGGCUUCACGAUCGGGACGUCACCCUGGGACGAGUCCUGCAAACAGCGGCGCAAGGCCGCCGCCACGGCGCUGAACCGGCCAGCCGUGCAGUCGUACAUGCCGAUCAUCGACCUGGAGUCGUCGGUCAGCAUCGCCGAGAUGCUGCAGGACAGCGCCAACGGCGCCAAGGACGUCGACCCGACGCCGUACUUCCAGCGCUUCGCGCUCAACACGUCGCUGACGCUGAACUACGGCAUCCGCAUCGCGGGCAACGUCGACGACGCCCUGCUCAAGGAAAUCGUCCACGUCGAGCGCGAGAUAUCCAAUUUCCGCAGCACGAGCAAUAACUGGCAGGACUACAUUCCGCUGCUGCGCCUGCUGCCCAGCAAGAUCAACUCGGGCGCGGAAGAGUACCGCAGGCGCCGCGACGCGUACAUGACGACGCUGCUGGACAUGCUGAAAGAGAAGAUCGCCACUGGCACCGACAAGCCCUGCAUCACGGGCAACAUCAUCAAGGACCCCGACGCCAAGCUCAACGAAGCCGAAAUCAAAUCCAUCUGCCUGACCAUGGUGUCCGCGGGUCUAGACACCGUUCCAGGGAACCUAAUCAUGGGCAUCGCCUCCCUAACCAGCCCCUCCGGCCAACGCAUCCAAGAAAAGGCCUACGCGGAAAUCCAACGCGUCUACCCAGACGGGGACGCAUGGACGCGGUGCCUGACGGAGGAAAAACUGCCCUACAUCACCGCGCUCGUGAAAGAAGUGUUGCGCUACUGGAGCGUGAUCCCCAUCUGCCUCCCCCGCGUCUCCACCAAGCCCAUCGCCUACAACAACGCCCUCAUCCCCGCGGGAACAACCUUCUACAUGAACGCCUACGCCGCCGACUACGACGAGGCGCACUUCGCUGACCCUUUCACUUUCGCGCCAGAGCGCUACCUCAAGUCCGCUGAGGACGGCGGCCCCGAGGUCCAAGGCACCCCGCACUAUGGCUACGGCGCUGGCAGCCGCAUGUGCGCCGGCAGCCAUCUCGCCAACCGCGAACUGUACACCGCGUUUGUGCGGCUGAUUAGCGCGUUUGUUUUUGUCCCGCCCCGGAAGGAAGAGGACAUGCCGAUUCUGGAUGCGUUGGAGGCGAAUGCCUUGCCUACGGGCUUGACGCUCGAGCCGAAGCCGUUCAAGGUCGGGUUUAGGAUCCGGGAUCGUGAGGCGCUGGAGAGGUGGAUCCAGGAGGGCGAGGAGCGCACUAAGGAUGUUUAG